This is a messenger RNA of Dioscorea cayenensis subsp. rotundata (Guinea yam), 1695 nucleotides long. RefSeq names its product E3 ubiquitin-protein ligase RHF2A-like. NCBI's taxonomy places the organism in Eukaryota, Viridiplantae, Streptophyta, Magnoliopsida, Dioscoreales, Dioscoreaceae. Bases 168 to 1337 code for a protein of 389 amino acids. The transcript has 9 exons. The record is from RefSeq and is a predicted model, not a curated record. Gene Ontology annotation, molecular function: ubiquitin-protein transferase activity.
AUAUGUUAACACGGGAAGAGUCAGAGCGGGCCCUCGCUUUCUCUCUAGGGUUUCUCUCUCUAUCAUCUCCUCUCAGUUUAUUAAGCUCGAUCACAACCGCCGAAGACCAAUUCAUCCAUCAUUCAAUCGGAAUCUAGGGCGAUUACACUGAGGUUUAGGUUUUGAGGAUGGAUGAGCCUAUGAAGCUGGAGAACCAUGCUUCAUCCGCUGCUGCGUUUGUGGAAGGUGGCGUGCAAGAUGCCUGCGAUGAUUCAUGUAGCAUAUGUCUUGAGGCUUUCUGUGAUAGUGAUCCAUCAACUGUGACUACUUGCAAGCAUGAGUUUCAUCUUCAAUGCAUUCUUGAAUGGUGCCAAAGAAGUUCCCAGUGCCCUAUGUGCUGGCAGCCCAUCAGCUUGAAGGAUCCUUCCAGCCAAGAGCUACUUGAGGCAGUUGAAAGCGAGCGAAAUAUUAGGUCUAAUCAAACACGAACAGCCACCAUUUUUCAUCACCCUGCUUUUGGGGAAUUUGAUCUUCAACAUUUGCCUGUUGGUGCUAAUGAUUCUGAACUUGAAGAACGCAUAAUCCAGCACCUUGCUGCUGCUGCUGCAAUGGGACGGGCACAUCAUAUUGGUAGAAGAGUAGUGCAGCGUGGUAGAUCUGGUGCUCAGGGCCACCCACAAUUUCUACUUUUUUCGACAAAUCCAAGUGCACCUUCUAGUGGGUCUGUUUCUGCAUCUUCCUCCCAGAGAGGAGAAGAUGAACCUACUCCUGCUAUUUUUUUCGCAAGUCCUUCAGCUCAUACUUCUGAUGAAGAACCUCCCCUUCGAGCCACAAAUGUGACUCCAGCUCAAUCUGAUCAGGUCAAUAUCUUGCCAUCUGGGACUACUGUGGGCUCAUUCACCGGAUCUGGCCUUUCUAGUAACAUGAAUAGCAGGAAUUCUCCAGGUCAAUCCUCUCCUGUUAAUCAUGAUAGAGCUGGGCCAUCAGAGGUCCAAUCUGUUCUGGAAUCUUUGAAGUCUCGCCUAAAUACUGUCUCAAUGAGGUACAAAGAAUCUGUUACCAAAAGCACAAGAGGAUGGAAAGAGAGGCUCUUUUCCCGUAACUCUUCUGUGGCAGAUCUUGGUUCUGAAGUCAGGAGGGAGGUUAAUGCUGGAAUUGCCACUGUCUCACGUUUGAUAGAGCGUUUGGAUACAAGAGAUGGUCGAAGAGCAACAGCAGUACCUGCUUCUCCAGAUGACCCAGGAAGAUUAUCGUCUUCAGAACCAAGUAUUGAGAGGGUUGCAGAGAAUGAAACUAACACCAUUGCUACUGGAAGUAACUCAUCUACUUCUUGUGCUACAAGCUCAGGUUCAAAUUGAUCUGUAGCUUGUCUUGAAAUUAAUUUCUGUGACUGAAGUUCUGCAUUCAAGAUACUGGCCUUUAUGGUUAUCAAUCAGGCAUUCCUGGUGCCUCAGGUGGUAGAAUGGGAAUCUUAUCUGGAUUUGUCGCGAGGCUAUCUUUUGGAUAUUGCGUCGAGUAACAUUGAUUUCGGGUUUUGUGAUGUCUGAUUCUGAGAACAAAAGCUGUGGAAAGAACAUCAUCUUUACAUUUGCUUUGGACUAUAUAUAUGUGUGUGUAAAUAUAUAUAUAUAUAUAUAUAUAUAUAUAUAAAUUCAACUAUGUAACAUUGUUGAUAAAAUGUUUACUAGCGUGAAUAAAUAUUCAUGAUUUGGUCCA